AUGACAGAAGAAGUGAGUAAAAUAUUUGGAAAAGAUGGUAAAAACAAAUUUAAAACACUAUUAAAGAAUACAAAUGUUUAUACACAGUACGUAUGAUGUAGGUAUUUAUAUACUUUUUAUUGGAAAUUAGACAGAGGAUAUUUUAAUUUUUUAUAGCCUAGACAAUUUUAAAGAAGAUAUUGAAAUAUUAGCGAACAAAGCAGAAUUUGAUGAAUUGUUAUCAAAAGAAAGACUGUUUAUAAAAAAUGAAUCGUUUGAUUUAAACAACGUUAUUGGACAAAUGAUAUUGACGGAAUUCGGUACAUUAUAUUCUAAAAGUAAUUUGGCUACCAUAAAAGCUAUUCAUGGUGUAGAAAAAGACGUCUACCAAUAUGAAGUACAACUUGGUUCUAAUGGCCCAAUGUAUAUAGGAUGGGCUACACAGGAGUGUGUGUUUGAUAGUUCAUCGGGCGUAGGUAUUUUUAAUGAUUUUAUUUAACAUAAUAUAGAUUAAAUAUUUAGUUAUUGAUAUGUUUGGAAUUUUUAGAAAUUGAGUGCAAUACAUUUUUAUAUUUUCCCUUUUUUUACUUUAUUAUUUCAGGCAACACAAUAAAUUCAUAUGGUUUUAAUGGUUAUCGAAAGCAAAAGUGGAAUACAUCUAUAAGUUUACCGUAUGGUCAAAAAUGGAGAGUUGGCAAUGUAAUUGGCUGCGUAAUCAAUUUUUCACAAAAAACAAUUGAAUAUUUUAAGUGAGUAUUAUUUAUAAUUUAAUUUAUGAAACUAUAAACGAAAGCAAAAUACAUUAUUAUAUAAGUAUAGACAUAUUUUACAUUCUAUAUAGGUAUAAUUUUUAAAAAUGUAGGUAAUAAUUAGCUAGUACAUAAAUAAUAAUAAGAAGUAACUUAAUAAGUAUGUAGAGUAUGUACUAACUUAUUUAUUAAUAUGAAUUAAUCUAUAGUAUGUUGUUAUAUUCACAUUGUUAUUAUGAUUUAUAUCCAUAUCAUAAAUAACACGGGCAUAACUUAAUACUUUAUUGAAAAAAAGUACAUACUUACAUACUUAUGUUUCUGAAUUAUAAAUGAAAAAAGCACACUUCUCUAAGUAAAAUCAAUACAAAUCUAAUACUUCAUUGAUAAUCACAUUUUGUUUUACAUUUAUUUUUGUAUUUAGUAAUGGUCAAUCACUUGGUAAAGCAUUUGAAGAGUUCAACAUAGAAGGAAUGACAUAUUUUCCAGCGUUCACUCUUUUUAAUGAAGAAAACCUAUGUGUUAACUUAGGUGAAAGACAAUUUAAAUUUCCAAUACCAGGAGCAAAACCUGUAAUUGCUAAUCCAACAACAUUAAUAGAUUAUUUUAAACGUCUGGAAUUAAAUAUAAACUCGUUAAUUGAUAGUCAGAUCAGUUUAAAACAUAAUGUGAGAAUAUUUGCUGUAUAGUUUGAGCUUAUUUUUAAAAUGGCAGUGGUUUUAAAUUUUAGACAAAGAAAAAUGCAAAAACUGAAGAUAAAAUAAUCAUUAAUAAUGUUAUUAAUAAUGUGUUGGUUCAUCAAUUAACAUCCUUAUUGAAAAUUCCAUUGAUCGUAGAUUCUUGUUUUGUAUCAUUUUUAAAUAAUCAAAACAAAAAACAUCCCAAAAGAUUAACAUCUUUAUUCGAAUUAAUGUGGGAAAACAUAUCAGUGAGUAACAUUGUAAUUUAUUAUUUAUCCUAUUGAAAGAAUACCUAUUCGGUUUUUAACAUGUUUAUUGUUUAUUUAUUAAUCAAAUAAACUAAUAAACAUGAUAUUAUCGCUGCAUACAUGCACUUUAAAUAAAUUAUAAAUUGUGUAUUUUUGUUUGGAUCCAAUACAUUACUAUAUUGUGUAUAUGUAUAUUUUACAUCUUAAAUAAUCCAAUAACUAAAUAUAAUUACUAGGUACACUGUAAUAAUGUAUGAAUCAGUAUUUGUACAUUAUGUAUAAUUACCUACUCAAAGGAGAAAACAUUUAAUCAUACUUUUUUUACUUCACAUAAUUUAAACUAGAAUUUAAUUCUGUUUGAAUUUUUGUGUAAGUCGUUUAGGUAGGUAAUUCCAGGUCAGGUAAAUAUGAGUUUAAGUUACCUAUACAUUAUUUUAUUUGAUUUAAUUAUGAUUAUCCACUGUAUAAAUCAUACCAUUGCAGUAAACACGAAUCUAAGUGAGGAUUAAUGAUAGGAUAUUUAAGAUUGUAUUUGUUUAUAUUUUUUAGUUUUUUUUUUUUUGUGUGAUUGGUAUUUUAACAUUUCACAUACUUGAUAUAGCUAUCUAUUGUAUUACUCCAAUAUUUACCCAAGUAUAAUACUGUAAUCUUAAUUAAAUUGUAUUAUAAAUUUUAACUUUGUUUCCAAACAAAAUUAUGACAAUGUUUUAUAAAUAUAUUAGAAGACAUACCUAUAUUUUAAACUAAUAUUUUCUGAUUACCUAGGAAAAUGAAAUGAUUUUUAUCAUGGGUCAUUUAUUGUUCAGUAUGCUUUGUGAAUUUAAAUGUACAUGGAGGAAUAAAUUUGACAUUUCACAUCAAGUAAUGGUACUCAAACUUUUAAUUGAAAUUUUCCAAGAAACAAAUACUAGGAAACAAAUGAUUGUACACAUUAUAUUUAACAAAAUUAAGUAUGUGUUGUUUUAAGUCAUUUAAUAUAAAUUUUUUUGACUGAUUUAUUUUAAACUAAAUAUUUACAGAAUUGUUAAAUAUAUGUAUAGGUAAUUUGACUAAUAUAAAAUAGGUAAUAACAAGUAAUAUUUAUUAUGGGCAUAUUUAAGAGAAAACGUUUUAUUGGUAUUAAGAUUUUGAUAAAAAUAUUUAAUUUAAUUACGAACUAUUGAAAUUGAUUUUUUAAAAAAAAAUUUAAUUUUCAUACUUGUUUUAAGUAUCAUAAGUAUAAGGAAUUUCUGUAGUAGAAGUUUUGUUCACCAUUGAUAAAAAAAAAGUAUUACUUACUUCUAAUAAUUUUAUAAAAUACAUAGGCACCUACCAAUUUUAUAAAUACGAUGUUAUGGAUUUUUUUAUUCAUUCUUUAAUAACUUAAAUUGAAAAAAAACAAAUUUUUUUUUUUUAUUAUACUUUCAGAAGUAUUAAAAUCACUUGAAAUAAUUAGAUAUAAUGGGACCACAAAUUAGUGCUAAGCAAUGUUGAACUUUAUGGUUAGAAAUAUAUUGUACCAACCUAAUGUUUCGCCUUACUGUUGUGAGUUUAUUAUAUUGUUUUGACGGUUUAUAAUUAAUUUUGUUCUAUCAAUUUUGCCGAUGAAUUAUUAAACAUAAACUUCCUUUCCAGAUUUAAAUGUGUACACAACUUUUCUUCUUAGUAAAUAGUUUUUCAGCCUUAUUGUAAAUAUUUUUUCAAUAAAGUAAUUAUAGUCGUUUAAAUCCAGUAUAAACAAAUAAAUAAAUCACAAUUUAGCUAAUCAUAUUAUAAUUUAAACUAAACAAGUAAUUUUUUAAAUGAUGUAAUAAUUAAUAACACAAAGUGAAAUAUUAAAAUAGUUGUACAAUAAAAUAAAUAAUAUAUUAAACUAUACAUGAUUUAUUAGUUAUAUUCAAAAAUUAUGUUUGCAUGGAGGCAUUAGAAAAUUUUAGUGGAAUUUAUUGUAACCCAUAAACUUUAUAAAUUGUACAUGUUCAUUUGUUCAACUAAUUUUGUUAUUACGAUUAUUUUUACAGAUUUGCACAUUUUUUACAUAUUGUUGCUCCCUCUGAUGAAAUGUUUGAAACCAUGGUGCCAGUAGUAUACUGGAGUAUAGAAAAUAUAGAUUUAGAUGAAGAAUUGAAAAAAAAACUAUUAUUACAAUUUCCUCGUGACUACAAAAGCCAUAAAUCAGCUUACAAGAAUUCAUGUGACAAAAUCAAACGUUUAGUAAACGGUAUGUUAUUUAUAUUACUUAUAUUAUAUACAAUAUUUGUACUAUGUUUGUACUCUGUCAAUAAACAAUAAAUUACUGUGCAACUUUACUAUCUAUUUUUACAAAUCAUUACUUUAUAUUGUACAGCCACAAAUGUAUGGUUGUAUUUUGUAACGACCUGAUAUUUUAUAAAAUGUCAAAGCUGCUUGGAAAAAAAGUGUAAAAUUCAUAAACUACCUGCUUAGAUAUUAACACUACCUAUAUAUAUAUAUAUAUAUAUAUAUAUAUAUUAUAACAAUUUUAUUAGAAACAACGUAUGAUAUAACAAAUAAUUACUACUAUAAUACAAGGAUACUCACAGACACUUUAUGUUUUCAGAAAUAUUGCUCUAAUAAAAAAACAACAAUUUACAUUUUUUUUGUAUUUUUAAUCUAGUUGUUGAGUAAGGAAAUUGUGUUUUUUAUUUUUCGUGUAGUUUUUUUAAUAAUUGAAUAAAACCAAAAACUGUAGAAAGAACUGGAAAAUUUACGAAAAUAAUUAAUAAUAAUUGUUUUAUUAUUAUCAAUUUUGUUUUUUUAUUGUAAUACAGUUGAAUAUAUUCGUAGAGACUAGAAAUGUUGACAGACAACUUAUAUUUGCUUUUUUUAUACGUGGUAAUAUUUUUAAAAUAUUUUAGCUAUUUUUAAGCUGUUUAUAGAAAAUUAAAUUUAGUGAGUUUUACGUAAUUUUUAUGUGUUAUAGGGGCACUCUGUGGAUAAAAUUGUUUGACUAAACAGAAAUGCAUUAAAUUUUAAUACUUUUUCUUCCGAUCUACAUCAUUGUCACACUCGUCCUCAAUAUCAGCACUUUUUUUGAGCACUAACUUCUAAAAUAAUUUGUAUUUGUUUAUAAAAUUAAAUUUAUUAAACUAAUAGUUUGUAGAAAUAAGACAAUUUAAAAUCACUAAUUAAUUGUUGGUGGUAAUCACAGUGUAACAUAACCAUAUAUCCUAUGCACAUAAUUAUAAUAAAUUUGUAAAUAUUUUCAUAUUUUCAUAUUUUCAUAAAAGAAUUAGAGAAUCUUCAAAUGACAUUUUUAAGAACUCUAUUAAAUGACAACGAUCAAACCGAUACAAAAGUGAGCUCAAGAAUAUUAUUUUGUAGACGAUUCCAAAGUUUUAUUCAAGAAAACAUGAUUUACUGGAGAGUAAAUAUUAUACUUUUGUUUAUUAUUUAUAUUUAUCAUUGUGACUGUUUGAUUUUUUUAAGCUGUUCAGUGUUCAUAUUAUAUCAGAAAAAAGUUAAACUCUAAGUAAAAAUUAGUUACCUAGGUAGAUAUUCGUUUUUAUUUAAUUGAUAUUUUUAAACUUAUAAUUAGACAAACUAAUUUAAAGCAAAAUUGAAUAUCAAUUAAAUCAUUUAAUUGUAUUUAUUUAUUGGUUUAAUGAACUGUGUAGUAGAAUAAAUAUGAUAUAGAAAUAGAUCUAUCUACUAACCUAUUUACAUAGCAAAUUUUUUUGGGGAAAAUAUUUGUAUUUGUUCGUGUUCGUAUCAUAAUGUAAAAUCACUUUAAGACUAAUACUGAACAAUAUUCAAAGAAGUUUCGUUUUACUAUAUUAUUAAGUGUACAUUAUUAUUAUUAUUGAACAUAUAUUUGUAAUUUAUAUAAUUGAUUUUACUUGUUAGCCGGUCAAGUUUUUCUGUUUGUACAUUAUAUUAUUAUUCUACUAGUUUAAUAGUUUGAAUAUUAUUGAGUAUUAUAUACAUUCUACAAUAUUAAUUACUAGUUUACUGUAAAGAUAAAAAUUCAAAUUAUUUUGUGUUACUUCCAAUUUAUUUUACAUUUUUAAAUUCUUCCGAUUUUUAAAAGGUUCGACUAUAUCAAUAAAUAGGUAUUCAGUAUUUAAUAAAUAAUAAUUUUUGAUUAGGUUUUUAAAAAAUCAAUAGCUUAUCAAAAAAACAAGAAUACGUUUUAUUUAUAAUAUAUUUUUAUUGUUAAACAUUGUUUUAAACAUUUAAUUCAAUUUACCUAUUUAGAACGAUCCUAUGUUUAAACUACCGAGUCCAGUAUUACUGAGUACGUUUUUUCGUAUGUCAUUUUUGAUACGAGAACUUUGGAAUGAAGAAUUAAAAGAUGAAAAGGAAGUAAAAGUACACUCUAAUAUUUUUUAUUUAGAAAAUUACAACUAUUUUGGAAUUGACCGAAUUGGAGGCACAUUUUCGUAUUUGAGAUCUAAAUAUCAAAAAAUUAUUAAACCGAAACUUAAUACUCCAAGUGAUAAUCGUUCUUCUAGUGUAGAUGCAGAUAAUCCGGAUUAUGAGAGUAUUUCUUGUGAGUGGUAUAAAUUUAUUUAUAUAAUAUUAACGAACUUAAAUAAAUACAAUCGAUUUAUUGACUUUAAUGUAAAAUAAUAAAUUCUUAUUAUAAACAUAUUCUAAAUAAUUAGGUACUUAUGUGCUUUGAGUAUAAUAUAGUGAAAAAGUAUUUAAAUGUUACAAUCAAUUGGAAUAUAUUUAUGUAGGACAAUAAAAAUUUAGAAAAUGUUAAAUAGUUAAAAAAUGGGACACAUUUACCGAUUUGCUGAUUUUUUGCAAAACAGUCUUGUCAGUAGUUUUUUUAAUACCAACCUACUCAUACUCCCAAGUUUCAAAUUCACCCGCAAAAAAUUUCAUAGUUUAAGCUAAUUUUAAAUCGGGUUCCCGUCACACAUUAAUCUAUACCACAUGUACACUGUACAGACAGUAGUUUUUAACUGAUUUGCAAACUCACCAAAACGAUAUGGAUCCAAUCUGCUGGAUCCAAUAUGGGCAUAUGACAUGAUAUAUGAUUUAUACGACAUUAUUAUAUGAUAGUAUCUCUAAAUACUCUGUGAAUUUCUUAUGCCCAAAAACAUAUUUGAAGUCUCGAAUUCAAAUAAGAAUUUUUUUAUUUAUUCGUCGUCUGAUUAACAAAGAAAUUUGAAGGUUUUUAAACAUACUACAGGGUAAAUUGUGUGCCGAAUUUCAAACAGAUCAGACUAUUUUUACGAGGCUAGUGGUGAAUCAGCAAAAAUAUGUGACUGCUAUUUUGCUUUUGGAUACAGAAUUCAUAGGGCUAUUAUAGACAUAAAUACAUUAUAAUUAUUAUCAAAUAAAUUUACCGAUUCUUUAAGGACCAUUGCUGCCUUCAUUUGAUCUCACCAUCUCUUUCUAUUAUAAGUCGAAUUAAACGAUAAAUUUUGUUCAAUUGCUUUUAGAUCUUUAGCAAUUACAUCAAUCCACUGAAAUCUGGAGUCCUGUUUUUUUCAUUUUGUCCAUCAAAAACCUUCUUUAUCAAUUGGCUAUCCGCCGUUCUACAGGUGUGACCAAAUCAUUUUAGUCGUUUAUUCUUGUUCAACGAUAGAUUUCGUUCUGUUUAUUGUAUAAUUUACAAAAAUUGUAUAAUUGUUCCUCGUCUUUCAGUUUCUCAAAUAUAUGUUUCCUGAAGCAAUGGUUAUAACUAUAAAAACUUUUCGUUCAAAUAUAAUUUUUUUUUAAUCUGGUGAUGAAUAAGCAAACAUUUGUUGUCUGUACAUGUGGUACCUAUAAAUAAAUGUAUGUCAAGUAACCCGAUUUAAAAUUUGCAUAAGUUAUAAAAUAUUUGGUAGGUGGAUUUAAACUAGGGGAAGUAUGUGUAAGUCGGUAUUAAGUUCUGUUUUGAGUUUUAUUAUAAUCGAAUGAGUAUAGUUUCUGUUGCAAAUCAGCAAAUAACUGUUCAAAAAAUUAUAAAUAUUAAGAUAUUCGUAUGUUGAUGCAGUGGAACUUAUAAUUAAAAGUUAAAUUUCACUUAUUAAUUGAUUAGUGACUCUUCUUGCAUAAUAUAAUAUUUGAUCGCGCUGAAUAAUGAUUAAUUUAUGGCAAUAUAAAAUUAAAUUUAAAUCUCCAUCCAAAAAUAAUAAUUGGUUUAAUAUUUUAUUUUAUUAAUUAAUAUUAUUGAAUUCAAGCUGAUAUGGAUAAUGAAAUUAUAGAAAUAAAUUCACCGGUUGGUUUAGCUACCGUGUUGAAUAGAAUAUUUGGAAAUGGAAAUAAUAUUUUUCCUGUGGGAACUGCUAUGACUAAAACAUUUUCGUUUGAUCAUUUACCCACAAACAAAAUACAUAUUCUUUCUGUGUUAUUAAAUAAUAUAAUCUGUUUAUAUCACGUAGCUGGUCAUAGACAAUUAAUUGAAGUAAGAUUAAUAAAAUAUGUUUAAAAUGUUUAACUUAUUUGUACAAACCUAAUAUAAUUUUUUAAAUUCUUAGUAUGUAUCAUUCAAAGAUAGAUUAACGGAAUUAUCAAUAGAAUAUGCCUUACUAGAUUAUGAAUUAAGAACUACUAGUAAUAAUAAUGAAACUUUAGAAGAUAAUUUAAAAGUAGGUAUUUUUAUAUUAUAUAGGUAUGUUCUAUGAUUAGGUAUAUAAGAAAUUGAAAUAUUACAAUAUAUCAUACAUAUAAUAUAUAUACAUAUUUUCACAGGAAAUGACAACACAAAUCAAUUUAGCAUUGAGGCAUAUAUCCUGGUUGAUGAGCAUGGUAUUUUUGGAUUCAAAACAAAUCAUCUUAGAGUGGAUUAUUAUGAUCAUUUCUAAUACAAUAAAAUAUAGUUCAGAAAACGAAGAAGAAUUAUUCAGAUUCGUUCCAGAGUUUUAUGUAGAUAAUCUUUUGGGCUUAAUGGUUUUAAUGCCCGAUUAUACAAACACAACCCAACAAUUUGAGAAUAUUAUAAUUGGUAAUUUUACCUGUUUUAAAUUAUUUUUUAUUGGAUAGACCUAUAGGUAUCUACAUUAUUGGGAAGGAACUCGUUAGUUUUCAAAUAUGGAAACAGGAGGAACAGGAAAAAGUUGUAAGAGGAAUCCUAUUACGAAAAAAAAAAAUGAAACUAUUUUAGUGAUAGUAAUGUUUAGUGUUGGUAUCACUUCGUCAGUUACUAAUAAAUUACUGCAAUGGCACAAUGAAUUAUUUCUCCAUUUUUAUAAACAUACAAGGUACAUAUUAUCAUAUAAACCACGCGAUUUUAUAAUUAGAUAACUGAUAUGAACGGUGACGGUGAUAAUUGUUUAAAAUUGCGUGGUGACUGGCGGUCCUACCGGGAUACCUACAGGAAUUUAUUUUCAAAAUAUACAUUUUUUUCAUAUUAAUUUUUAGGUUAGGGAAUUAAUUUAAUUUAAUUUAUUAGAAAUUUAAACAUAUCAAUUCCUAGAAGUAAGAAUAGUUUCUAAUUUUAGUUGACUAUUAACUCACACUACAUUUUUGUUUUAUGCAAAUUAAGAGUCUAUACAAGUGUUAAGUGACUAAUGAAUAAUUCAUGAAAAUCUUUAAUAUCAAAUAUCUAUAAAUUUCCGAAUCAAAUUAAUUAGUGAUAUGUUCAGAUUAAGAAUAUAAGAAAAUAAUUUUGAACUGCAUAAGGUAUUCAUAAAAAAAUAAUUCUUAAAGGAGCGAGUUCCUUUUUUAUAUUAGGAACAGAAACGAAUUCAUUUUUAAAAGAACGCUACCAACAAUGGGUACAUACCUAAUAUUUAUAAGUGUACAAAUAUUAAAUACCUAUACUUUUUGGAUUUAGAAAAAAAAUGGUUAGCCUCAUUAGUAGGUGAAUUAUUACUUAAAAUGUUUGCUGAUAUUAGAAUAGUUCAUCCAAAAUCAAAAGAAUCAAUUACGCAAGGAAUAAUUUUAUAUUUGACACAUCCUAAAACAGUUGAAAUUCUUCAAUUGGUUUCAGAAAUAUCGUAAGACUUUAUAUUAAUGAAUAUUUUUUUGUAACAAUAUAUUAUUAUUAUCUAUUGUAAUAUUAAUUUUAGACGAACAAAUGCAAUUAAAGCAAUUUUAAAACCGGAAGAACGAAAUACAUGGGCUAAAACAAAUGUAAUAUUAAUGUUAAUUUGGCAUGGUUCUGGAUUUGCAUUUCGAUAUACACGACCACCACAUCUUGAAAACCAACAAAUAUCUAUUCAAGGGACAAUUGAAGAAAUAGUGUUUUCUAACAUGGGCAUUGGUCAGCUUUUAAACAAAUGAAUAAAUAAUUAUAACUUUUGACUCAUGAUUUAUAUUUUUAUAAUUAUAGCACGGAAUCCUGCAAAAGUGUUACAAGAUGAUUUCCGAACUGUUAUAAUCAACAAUAGAGAAAUUGCAUCAAAUUUUAUGAAUAAUUCUUUGAAUUAUCUAAACUGGGCCUUUUCUGAAUUCAUAAGCUUAUUUCAAGAAGUAUAUAUAUAUAUAUAUAUAUAUAUUUAUAUAUACUAUUAAUAUUAAUAUGCAUUUAUUUGUUUUAUUUAUAAUUUUUUAAAGUUAGACAAAAAAUUAUUUUGUUUAAUAUUUUAAGAAAAUGAUUUAUUUGUUAUUUUAACAAAAAUAACAGGUAAAAGAUAUUAAUAAUACAUCUUCUAUUACAUCAGAAGAAAUAAAUAAGUUAAAAAUGUGCGGUAAAAGUUUUAUUAUGACUGUAUGUUUACUCAGAGUUAUUGAAAUGGUGAUUUAUUUUGACUCUAAUAUAAUAACUGAUCAAGAAGGAUCACUUGGCAGAGUUUUUCAAGUACUUAGUUCAAACAAUUUUUUUUUUUUUUCGUCACUUGUAUAAUUAUUUUGCUUUUUUUCAGCUAAUAUGUCAAAUACUUAAUCGUAUACAUUCUUCUAGUUCUACGUUUCAACAAGUUCUAUUAUUGUCAUUACCACAUCUAGAAUGUGUACAUAAGUUUAUAAUUCUUACGGCUACAAUAGGUUUCUUAUUAUCAAUAUUAGAUAGCGAAAUUGAUGAAAAAGGUAAUUUAUUAUCUCAAUAAAAACUUCAAUAAUUAAUUUUUGUCUUUUGACUCAACAAUUUAUUACUUAAUAUUAAUUUUAUGUUUUACUUAAAAUAUAAUAUAAUUAAAUUAAAUAAUUUGUAAAAGGAAAAUUUGAAUUAUAAAGUAAUGUAAUUUUUUUUUAUGAAAAACCCAAUCUAAUUUUAUUAAUUUGAUACUGCUGUAAAUGUGCUAUUGUGGUAAAUAGGAAGUAGGGAAUGUAGUGUAGGAUACAUUAAGUUAUUUAAUUUAUAUCUAUAAAUAAUGAAGUACGAUUCUGAGUGAAGUUCAGUUCUACAUGUUUUUUAAGGCCUGACAUUUUUCAAAUAUUCGUCAAAAUUUGAUUUUUAAACUUCCAAAAAUAAAAAAAAAUCUACAACAUUACACUGGACUUUUUUUUGGGUAACUAAAUACUAUUUAUAAUGAAUUUCGAGCUAAAUUUUUAACUAAUAAUUUUUGUUUGGCUAAGCAAUUUUUUCCACAUAGUACCUAUCUUCGAAAUAAAAACGAAAAAAAUAUAAAUGUAAAAUACCAAUAAAUAUCUAAAAAAGAUUGCUUGAAUUUUUUAAAAAUUUAACAGCAUCUAAAAUAGGUUAAUACAAUAGUAUUUUGUAAUAAUGUCAAUUAUCUAUUUUUUUUAUUAUUGACCAAUCAACAAAAAUAAUCAAAAAUAGUGAAACCAUUAAUACUAUAUUUUUAGGUUUUGUAAUUCUUUACUUACAAAUUAUUAUUGAAACAACUCGAGAAAUAAAAAAAAUAGUAUCUUACUCUUCAACUAGACAACAGUUUCUUUCAAAAAAGCUGGUACUGUUAAAAUUUAGAACAAUAUUUUUAGUAGAAAAGAAUAUUUGGAAUAAAUUUAAAAUUACCUACCUAAUAAAAUUAUGAAUGUUGUAAAUUUGUCUGUUUUUCCUUUACAUCUUUUUAUGGUUAUUUUUAAUUAUUAUUAAAACUGCUAGGAAAAUCUGAAAAUGAUUUACUUACCCACUAACUAGAUGAAUCAAGUUUUCUGAUGAAAAAAAUGUUUACAGUUAAAAAAAUAAAAUACAUAUCAUUAGGACUCGGAAGUUAUAGGAGUUGCAUAUUUUUCAGUAUGGAUUUAUAGCAGAUCAAGAUGGAAAAUCUUUUUAUACAAUGGCGAUUUUAAAAAUCCAGCAUUUAAAAUGCAUAUUUUGUUAAUUUUAGAGAAAAAGUACAUAUUUCAUAGAUUUUCGUAUAUUUGUAUACAUAUUAUGAACAUUUAAUAGUUGUUAAAAAAAAUUGUUCUUUUUUUCAUCAAUGUAGUUUAAAUAAUAUUGAAUAUAAAACUCAAUAUUAUUAAACAUAGUUUUUUCUUUUUUUUUAUUAUUGUCUCGGUUUACUAUUAAUUUAACGACAAAAGUACUAUUCACAUUUAAUUUUUAUCUUUUGUGUGCAUAUUAAUAAUGUAUAUAUUUUUGAUAAUUUUUUUUUUUUACAUUUAACAUUUUUUUUAUGCAUAUUUUGCCUUUUUUACCUCUGAUAAUUUCCAAACCCUACACAUCAUAGGAAACCAAUGUCUAAUUCUCUCCGUUCAGAAUCUAACUGUAGGUAAAGAUUUGAGUAAAUUUAAUUUUCAGAAAUCAUUUAAUUUGAUAUAAAAGUUGAUUUUUUGAUGAAAUUUAGUUAUUAGUAAUAACUGAUAAUAAAAAUAUCAAUAAUAAUAAUUGUUAACAUAUUAUAAGUAAAUUAUUAAAUAAUUUAAUCUGAUGCAUAUAUUAGGUAUAUUAUAGUCAUAUUGUGUACUAUAUUAAAUAUUAAUUACAGAGGAACAUAUUGCUGAGAAUGAUAGUAAGAUUUCCAGUAUUCCAGAAGUUACUGAUGUAUUAAUUUCGGAUCCAAAUUUUAGUUUAUCAUCAUUCGAUUUUAUUAUUUUACCACCAAACGAAAAUGGUGAACCAUUUUCCUUCAACUCAUGUAAAUGAUAAUAUAUUCAAGUAUUGUAACACAUUUACAUAAUUUCACAAUUAUGUGUUAAAUUAAAUAGUUAGAUUUAUCACAUUGAUAUACAUAGUCAGUAGUCAUAGAUGAAUUUUCAAUUAUCUAUUUUCAGGAUUAGUAUUAAUAUAAAAUUAUUGCUAAAUGUUUUUAAUUAUUGAACUUUAGAUGAAAAAUAUCUCACCAAAAAAGAACUUCAAAAAAUGAUUGUUUUGUACCAACAUCUAGAUUGGUAUAUGAAACGGCAUAAGUCAAUGGCUUCUAGCAUAAAUGAAGAUGUUUUAUGCAUAAUAUGUUAUUCGAAUAAAAAUAGCAUUACUCUAGUACCAUGUGGACAUCAAUGCUGCAAGUGAGAAUAGUUUGAGUUUAUUAACUUGUUUCCAGAUGCUUAUAGUUUUUUAUUUUUAUUAUUAUUAUUAUUUAAUUCAAUAAUUAUACAGUUUUAGGUAGUAAAAUAUAUAUCCACAGAAAGAUUGUGUAUCAAACAUACUAGUAUAUUAAAUUAUAUAUAGGUAUAUAAUUGAUUUACUUAAAGAAAUAAUACUUCGCCUAUUAUUAUGUCUACUUGUAAGUUAAGCUAUUCAUGGAAAAAAUUAGAGUUCCCACAAAAAUCAAUUCCAAGUAAUUUAUAUUAUAAAUGCUCCCUAUGUGUUCUUAUGUGUGUUUGAAAAAUACAGUGGUAUAUCUAAAUAAAUAUGCCUCAGCAUGAUGCACUGCAACACGGGGGUGGUUUGUUCAUUAAUUUUCAACUUUCAAAGAUACAACGUUUUAGGAUUCAAAUUUUCCCGUAUAAUAAAAUUAAAUACCUUGACGCUCGAUGCCCGCUGUGUUACCUUAAAUUUAUCUACCAAAUACUGCAGAUAUGGGAAGUAUAUUAUAAUUAUUAUUAUUAUUAUAGUAAUAUAAUAGUACCUACGCUAUAAAAUUAUUCAUAUGGAUUAAAUUUGAUGUAACAUUUUAUUUAUAAUCUUAAUAUAAAUAUAAGUUUUACAAGAUUUAUUCAAGUUUUUAUUAUCAUUCCACAGUUGUGAACUAACAUUAUGAUAUUUCACAUAAAUUUAAAUAAUUUGAAUGUGUCUAGUAUGUAGUUCUAAGCAUAUUUUGUUAAUGAAAGAAUUUUAUUAUUAUAUUUGCAUAGUUUGGAAAAUAAUAGAGGGCUCUCUAUUAUUUUAUCAUUUAGAUAUAGGUAAAAUAGGUAAAAAUGUAAAAAAAGGGACAUACUUCGCGCGAUGGUUGGUCACUGUUGUAUGUGAGAAAGAGAAUUUAAUGUAUAUCUGUAUUCAACAAUUAAUCUUUGCUAACAAAAACGAUUCUAAUUGGAGUUACGUUAUAUAUAUUUUAAAAGGCCGUAAUAUUUAUGAUUUUCGUCAAAAUGUGAUGUAAAAAAAAAUUCUACAUUCAACUCAAUUUUUUUAUUUUACCCCAAUAUAUCUUAUAAUAAACCUGUUAAAUUUUCAAGUAUUUCUGUUUGGACCUACAAUUAUCUACAGAGUAACUACCAAAAAAAAUUAUUUAAAAACUCACAAAAUUAAAAUGUUUAUAAAUAGCUCUAUAAUGACUAACAUAUAUAAGUUUUUUGUCCAAAUUUCAAGUUUCUACAAAUAUUUUUAACUGAAUCAAAAUAAAAAAACCAAUAUGAAAAUAAUAUAUUUCAUAAAUUUUCACCUUUUUUCAACAUUUUUUGACAGUUUUUUUAUUAUUAUGAAAACUCUUUAGAAAAUGAAAAAUUAACCUCUUUAAAGUGUACGACACAGAUAAAGUUUCCUUUCAAGAAAAGUGCUACACUUAUAAAUCGGAGCAAGAUUUCUGGUAGACAAGUUGAUCACAGAUAAAAAAAAUUCAAAAAUAAACAUCAUUAUAAAAAUCCUAUCUUCGCUCAGAAUUUAAAAUUUUAACAUAGUUCUAAAAUAUUUAUUUUUCAUUGAAAAUAAUAUAUUAACCAGACUAACAAUCAAAAUACGUAUCUUUAAUUUUUCAAUGUAUUUUCCUUUUAAAUAUACUACCUCUGCAUAAAUGAUAAAAAACAAAUGUUCUAUUUAAUAUCUGAAGUUUGAGUUAUUUAAACUAUAAUUAUUAAUAACAAAAAUUAAAUAUCGUUUAAAUUUUAAAAUUGCAAAACUAUAUUUUGUUUGAUUUCUGGUCAAACAAGCUAUUUGUUUUAAAGUGAAAGAGUUUACUUAUUUCUGUUUUUUUGUUCUUUCACUAGUAAAUAAAAUUUUCAGUUGCAAAAUUGCAAAAUUGCAGUUACAAAAAUAAAAUUCUAAAAUUUAAACUUUUUGGAUAAGAAAUAAAACAUUGACUGUAGUUAUAACGUAGGUUAGGUAUUAAUUUUAAACUUUAAGAGAAAAUAUGUAAUUAAAGCAUUCACAUUUUGUUCUAGUUUAUAAUAAUUAUUUUUAAUUUAAAAAUGAUCGAAUUUAAAUUUAAAUAAUAUUAUGUUGAUAUUUUUCUUAACUGUAAUUUUAUUGUAUUACCUUCAUAAAGUGUUUAUAAAUUAUAUAUUUCAGAUUAUGUAUAAAUCAUCAUAUACUUUAUUCACGACUGUGUUUUUAUUGCAAAGGAAAAAUUGAUUCAGUUGUUGAUAUAAAUGAUUCAACAAUCAUACUCUAUGACUUUGGAAGUGAACCUCCUCCAAUAUGA
Messenger RNA from Cinara cedri, 15176 nucleotides. NCBI's taxonomy places the organism in Eukaryota, Metazoa, Arthropoda, Insecta, Hemiptera, Aphididae. The record is from the annotation of a GenBank genome assembly.